This is a messenger RNA of Protobothrops mucrosquamatus (brown spotted pit viper), 2284 nucleotides long. RefSeq names its product Rho GTPase activating protein 25 (gene ARHGAP25). NCBI's taxonomy places the organism in Eukaryota, Metazoa, Chordata, Lepidosauria, Squamata, Viperidae. Gene Ontology annotation, biological process: activation of GTPase activity; negative regulation of small GTPase mediated signal transduction; actin filament organization. The transcript has 12 exons. Gene Ontology annotation, molecular function: GTPase activator activity. Bases 1 to 2106 code for a protein of 701 amino acids. The record is from RefSeq and is a predicted model, not a curated record. Gene Ontology annotation, cellular component: phagocytic cup.
AUGUCUCUCAAAUUUCCUCGUCACUGGGAUUUCCAUCUGAAGAGGGAUGUGUCCAAAAUAGUUCGCUCGCAGAGCAUGAUGGCUGUUGAUGCAAAAGGCUCCAGCACUUGGCUUCAGCCCCCCAAUCCUCUGGAGCGCCCCUUGAAAGCCGGCUGGCUGAAGAAGCAGCGAUCCAUUGUCAAGAACUGGCAGCAGAGAUACUUCGUGCUGAAGGGGCAACACCUGUAUUAUUACAAGGAAGAGGAAGAUCUGAAGCCUCAGGGUUCAUUACAACUUCAGGGCUGCACCAUCAGAGAAGUGGCUUCUGGGUCCGAUGAAGCUGGAAAAUUUAUCUUUGAAAUCAUCCCAGGGCUCUCAGCAGACCAAACUCGAAAUGGACCAGACUCCUUUGUGCUCAUGGCGAAUUCUCAGGCUGACAUGGAAGAAUGGGUCAAGCUGCUCCGAAGAGUGGUUGGCUCCCCAUUAGGAGUGGUCUUUGGACAACAGCUGGGGGACACCAUGAUGUAUGAACAGAGAUUUGGACAGCACCAGGUUCCCAUCUUGGUGGAGAAGUGUGCAGAAUUCAUCAGGAAGAACGGACUGAUGGAAGAGGGCGUUUUCCGACUCCCUGGCCAAGACAAUUUGGUGAAGAAACUGCGGGAUGCAUUUGAUGCUGGCGAGAGACCCUCAUUUGACCAAGAUACAGAUGUGCACACUGUGGCUUCUUUGCUCAAACUAUACCUACGAGAACUGCCUGAGCCGGUCAUCCCUUGGAGCCAGUACGAGGGUUUUCUCUUGUGUGGUCAGCUUCUAACGUCUGAGGAAGGCAAGGGUCACCCACAGCUAGUGAAGCAGCUGGCACAUUUACCCCAGGACAACUAUAACCUUCUCAGUUACAUCUGCCGAUUCCUGCAUGAAGUCCAGCAGAGUUCCGACACCAACAAGAUGAGUGUGGAGAAUCUGGCAACUGUGUUUGGUGUGAACCUCAUCCGACCCCAGAUGGAAGAUCCAGUGACUAUUAUGAGAGGGACUCCCCAGAUCCAGAAAGUGAUGACGACCAUGAUCAGUGACCACGAGAAGCUCUUUCCAGCAGCCAAGGAUGUGAGGCCUCCUCCGCCUCCCUCAGAAAGCAGCUCCAAGAAAGCUCCAGUGCUACGCAGCUCCGUUGGCUGGGAUGCUGUACAAAGGCCAUCGAUGGCCUGGAAGGAGAAUAGGAGCCUGCUGCAAAUUGUGGCGCUCAAAGAAGCUAGCAAAAAUAAGAAUGGGCUUCAUAUUCUCUCAUAUUCUUGGUUUUACUUUCAGAAAGAUGAUCUCGAAGCUUCUAGCUCUGAAUUAAGUGAUGGUUUGGCUCCAUCAGCAGAAGAUAAAGAAGAACCUCAGUCUAGGGAUGCUCUGGAGACACGGACUGCGCGGAAGAGGACUCAGACACUUCCAAACAGGAAAUGCUUUGAGAGCUUUUCUUCCAACAGGCGAAACCAAAACAUGGACAAAACAGACAUUUUCAGUAGCAACUUUUGGUCAUCCUCAUCCUCUUCCUCUUCCUCCAUGGUCCAGCCCAGUCCUAAUUGUCCCUCAGGAGGUCACAAAAGAACUUUGUCUCAUGGAAUUUCUAAACUUUUCGGCUUCACACAAGCCUCAGACUCUGGCAGUCUACGCAGUUUGGGGCAGGGUCCUACAAGGGAGGCUGACAACAGUUCUUCAGGCCAACUAAGAGAGGAGUUUGGACCAUGUUUACAAAUGAAUGACUCUCCCAGGUCUAAAGAAAAUGGCACUACGAUUCUGGAGCUCUCAUUUGAGGAAGACAACUUAUAUCCAGAAGACCCUGAACUGCUUAGGAAGAUGAUUGCGGAGCUGAAACAGGAGCUGAUGGCACAGAAAAACAGCCAUGAGGAGCAAAUUAGAAGCCUUGAGAAGGAAAACUUUGAAGUCUGGACCAAAGUGGUGAGGCUUAAUAAACAGAUUGAAGAAGAAAAGGCUAAAUCUGCAGAGUUGGAAUCUGAGCUCCAGAACCUUAAACAUUCCAGGGAGGUCAACGAGGAGAACCAACACCACGAAGACUUGUUGAAGUCCACCGGUCAGUUGCCCACAAGAAUUGAGCAGAGGACAGAGUGUGCAAGCCAGCUGUGAUUCCUUUCUGUCAAAGGACUGUUGCACUUACACUUGUGUAAGUCGGUACAGAACCCCUGGCGGGUUCACCAAGAUGGUUGCUUCUGGCGGCUCUGUGUAUAAUACUUUUUCAAUUGAGAAAUUUUAUUCCCGUUUAUGAAUGAUAAAAACAAAAACAAAGGUGUCUUAAAUAAGUAAA